AUGGCACCUCAUUUCUUUAAGUUAUAUUAUAAUAUAUGCAGCAUAUUCUAAUUAAAUAUAAUUGGGACAAUUAAUUAGAAAUAAAUCAUUUCAUGCCAAAUUGAUAAAUAUUUAGAAAAAUAAUAUCUUACAAUAAGUGUAGAAGCUUUUAUUGAAUAAUCUUUUAAAUUAAAAGAAUUAUCUUCAAUAACUAAUAUUGUGAUUUUGAGGAAUCAAAAUUUUUAUCAUUUUUAGAAACAGCAGAAAAGAAUUAAAUAAACAAGAUUAAGGUAAAAUAUAACUAUUAAGAUUUAUUAGAUUAUAAAUGAAUAAUUAAUUAAGUUCUUAAAUCUUGAAUUAUGAUAUGGAGAGUUAAAGUAUAGAGAUUUUAUUUAGUCAAAGAGAAUGUAUAGUUAAUUAAAUUCCAAAUUCAGUAGAAGGCAGGUUUAUAAAUUAAUAAGAUGACAUUGAUGAUUUAAACAUAGAUUAAGUUCAAUAAAUAUUUCAAAAGUAAAUAUAAAAUGACAAAAUUUCAUUUGAAAAAUUAGAUUAAGGGGAUCAUCAAAGAUAAUCAAAUUAAUAAAAGAGUUCAAAAAUUUAUUAAUCAUCAAAAGAUUAAUUAAAAUAAGAUAAAUACUUUAUUGAUUAAAUUAUUUUAUACAAGUCUAUGAUUUAGAAUAAUUAAUAAACUCAUCUAAUUCCAUUAUUUUUGUAAUUAGCUAUGAAUCAUAUUGCCUUCUCGAAAUUACUAAUAACUGAAAAAAAAGAAUAAAAAGUGAAAAAUAAAUUUCUUGGCUUGCUUGAUUAAAAAUAGGCCAAUUCGCCUAAAAUUUUGGGUUAUGAAUUCAUUUGUGUUAACAAUGUUUAGGAUUAUAUUAAUAAUAAUAAAAUAGAUAAUAAUAACAUUAUAUACUAUAAAUUAACAAAGAACUUUAUUCAUUUAAAUUGGUUAAUACUAAAUUACAUAUACAAAAUCAAAGAUUUUAUUUGCUUUUUGAAAUGGAUGAACUAUCAUAAGAUGCUGAUCAACAAUACAUUUUUAUUUUUAAGAGAAUCAAAUGUUAGAAAAAAUGAAAGUAUUGAAGAUAAGGUAUUAAAAAAUUAAUCAGAUUCAUUACAUUAUAUCUACUAUUAUUAUUGUUUUUUAAGCCAAAAUGAAGCAAAUUUAUAUUUAUCUUCUGCAGAAAGUAAUAAUUCAGAAAAUUAAUUAUAUACUCUUAUGUAACAAUUACUUAAAUUAAAUAUCAUUUUUGGUUUAAAUUAUGAACUAAAACAUGAUUGUUAAAAUUUUAUGAGAAAUAUUAGGAAGUCAGAUUAUUAAUUAUUCAUAUACAGGUAGAAUUAAGAAAUUUCAGCUACCUCUUUUUUGUUUUAAUCUUAAUUGUUAUAAUAAAAUGAUAUAAUAUGUCAUUUUAAUUAGUAAAAUGAAGAAGAUUUAAGAGCUUAUUUUAAAUAAUGUUUGGAAGAAUUUUCAAAUUAGUUUUCUUAAGCUAGUAUCAAUAGCUUUCAAUUCAUCAAAAUUUGUAAUGAUAAUUUAGAAAGCCUAAUGAUAUAGAUUGUAUUGAUGAGGUAUCAAGAACAAAAAAAGUAGUUUUGA
Molecule: messenger RNA, 1576 nt
Organism: Paramecium sonneborni
Lineage: Eukaryota; Ciliophora; Oligohymenophorea; Peniculida; Parameciidae
Source: the annotation of a GenBank genome assembly